This is a messenger RNA of Zingiber officinale, 2687 nucleotides long. RefSeq names its product pseudouridylate synthase 7 homolog. Gene Ontology annotation, molecular function: RNA binding; pseudouridine synthase activity. Gene Ontology annotation, cellular component: nucleus. Lineage: Eukaryota; Viridiplantae; Streptophyta; Magnoliopsida; Zingiberales; Zingiberaceae. The record is from RefSeq and is a predicted model, not a curated record. Bases 99 to 2141 code for a protein of 680 amino acids. Gene Ontology annotation, biological process: pseudouridine synthesis. The transcript is spliced from 20 exons.
UCUGUCGACCCACUCGUCUACUCUCUUUUUAUAGCAAACCCUAACAAACCCCAGGCUUUCCCUCGCCUACCCUGUUCCCUCCUGCUCACCUCCGCACCAUGGCCAAAUCGCUCGACGAGUCCGAUGUCGGCAUCUCGUGCUUCGUCUCCUCCCUUCCCGGCUUCCGCGGCAUCCUGAAACAGAGGUACUCUGACUUUAUAGUAAACGAAGUAGAUGUUGAUGGCAAUAUUGUUCAUCUCACCUCCUUUGAUCUUCCCUUAGAGGAUACGGAGGGCGAAGUUGAAGACAAUGCUUGCUCGGACGACAAAGAUUACACCUCAGUGAUCGAAUCGUUUCGAUUGCUAUGCGGUGAGGUGGAUGCUGAUGCAUUGAAGGAAUUUAUUGCAAAAGUUUUGUCCUUGGAAAGAGAUGUACCGCCUGUCAUGCUUGCUCCAGAUCCUGACAAGUCUCAUCGAGCAGAAGUUCACAAUUUCUUCAAGAAAAAUUUCAAGUUUUUGGUCACGGAUACUGUUGAAGAAUCUGGAGAGAAUUCAAAAUACAUAAGGGUGAGGCGCCGUUCAGGCAAUGGAGGAGGCCCAAGCAAGAGAGGAAUGAAAAGGAAAGAUAAAGAUGACAAACCAUUUGAUAGCCGAGGCUCUAAAAGUUGGCCCGAGCAUCUUGGCAAGUUUCUAAGGUUUAACCUUUAUAAAGAGAACAAGGAUACACAGGAGGCUCUAGGACUGAUUGGAAAGAUGCUGGGAGUCAAUCAACGGUCAUUUGGCUUUGCUGGUACAAAAGAUAAACGGUCCGUGUCUACUCAGAGGGUUACCAUCUUCAAGCAGCGGGCAAAAAGGUUGUCUGAACUUAACAGCAGAAUGUUUGGGAUUAAAGUAGGAGAUUUCUGUUACGUGAAUGAAGGGCUUGUUCUUGGUCAGCUUACUGGAAACCAUUUCACAAUUACUUUGAGAGGGAUCUCUGCAGAUUCUGAAGAUAUCAUCAAGGAAGCCACAGAUAGCUUAUGGAGAAAUGGGUUUAUCAACUAUUAUGGUUUACAGCGUUUUGGAAGUGGUUCAGUGCCAACUCAUCUUGUUGGAGCAGCAUUACUUAAGGGUGAGUGGAAAACUGCUGCUAGCUUGAUCCUUGAUCCUAGGGAGGGAGAACGCCCAAUUGUAAGGGAGGCACGCGAAUAUUAUAAAGAGCAUGGUGAUGUUGAUUUAACUCUAAAGAAAUUACCUCGCCAUCUAGUUGCUGAGAGAUCUAUUCUUCAAUGUUUGAAGAAAUUCCCUGGAAACUAUCUGCAAGCAUUAAAGACUAUACCUAGAACAUUGAGGAUGAUGUAUGUGCAUAGCUACCAAAGCUAUCUAUGGAAUCAUGCAGCUAGCAUGAGGGUGCAAAAAUAUGGCAUUUCACAAGUUGUACUUGGUGACCUUGUGCUCUGUAAAGAAGUUUUGCCUACAGUUUGUGACAGUUCAGAACAUGAAGAUGAUUUUAACGAUGGAGAUAAUUCUUUGUUGGAUUUGUCUGAUGAACUACCUUCAGAAGAAAAUGUUCAGUUUGUAAAAGCUGUUGAUUCCGAAGAUCUUCUUAAAGGACACUACACAUUUGAGGAUGUUGUACUUCCAUUGCCUGGUUCAAGAAUUAGAUAUCCAACAAAUGAUAUUGCUAAUGUAUAUCAUGAUUUGGCUAAAAAGGAUGGAAUCAGUUUGACAGAAGGUGUUCAUGGUGCCAAGGAAUUCUCAAUUUCUAGUAUGAAGGGAGCUUAUAGACAAGUGUUCCAGCGCCCUAUAGAUUUUGUAUGGGAACUGGUGGAUUACACAAAUGAUAAUUUGCCCCUAGCAGAGACUGAUUUGGAUAUCUUGGAGAAAGCUGCUAACAUGACACAGAAUGAAGUACAUGUUGAUGGAAUAUGUAGCAGCCAAAUUAAAACCUCCGAUACAGAGAAUUCGAUUGGCACGCACUUGGAUGAGGAUAGCAAUGAGAAUCCAUUAUCAACAAUUGAGACCAUCAACAGUUCUGAUAUUCUAUCAAAGAAGCAAGCUCUGAAGAUGGCAUUUACCCUUCCAACUUCAUGUUAUGCCACAAUGGCCAUAAGAGAGAUACUAAAAUCUUCAACCUCGAGUUGGAUGUCCCGUCUGUGCAGGUUUCUUAUCAUAAAGCACUAAACAAUUGACUCUAUGGCGAGUAAAAGUCCCAUUGUUGGAAAUCGAGCUACAUUAACCUUUCUUUUUGAACUGUGCAGCUGAAGUAGGUCUCUUCCUUGCAUAACUUCAUUAUUUUCCGCACACAGCUGUGGUUUAAAUAAAUUGGUUAUUUGAAUGUGUCGCGAUAAUGUUUUCAUAUGGUUUCUCUGCUGUUGGAAAUGGCAAUUUAGUUACUUCUCUACAUCAUAGUUACCUAACACUGACUCCCUACUUUCUUAGGCAGUGGGAACUUAAACAAAAUCAGUAGAUUCAACUUUAUCUGCUAAAUUCUACUUGGCUCUGCUGGGUUCUUACGACAAAUGACAAUUUGAUUGAAUACAAGGCAGCAACCAUGAAGUUAUUCUUUCUGGAAGUCUCUGUUUGAAUGUUUUUCACUCACCAGACUAAGUUCUGUUCUAGCAAUUUAUUUGCUCAAUUGGUCAAGAUAUUUAUUUAGAAAGCAAAACGACACUUGUAUUAAUAUUUUUUUUGGGGGUAAAACAAUAUAGAACUUGAUAGAUGAAGCAA